Messenger RNA from Octopus sinensis (East Asian common octopus), 3632 nucleotides. RefSeq lists its product as uncharacterized. The record is from RefSeq and is a predicted model, not a curated record. The transcript is spliced from 17 exons. Bases 348 to 3632 code for a protein of 1094 amino acids. Lineage: Eukaryota; Metazoa; Mollusca; Cephalopoda; Octopoda; Octopodidae.
GGACCACUGCUCUCAAGUAAUUCCGACCCCAGUUGUUAUUUUAAUGAUUCUUAUUAUCAAACGAUUAGUUUUAAUCCAACUAUUUCGCGCCUGUUAUUAAUAAUAAUCGUCCGUCGCUAUUAGAAAGACUCGCGACAGGUCGUAAAAUGGAGAUAGUUUUAAAAAGUAUAAAAUAAGACGAAGAAAGAAGAGAAAGUGAUGGGAAAAAGUUAGCGAGGCGAAGAAAGAGAAAGUGAAAUUGUGGCAGUUGGUAGUGAAAUAGUUUGGAGACCGAGUGUUAAUGGUUGGGCUUCCUUACAAUAUCCAUCAACUCUCUGUUUCUGCUCUGACCUGAACCUUUCAACAAAAUGGGCAAUUGGCUUGGAAGCAAUAAUGAGAAAAGCAGCACACCAUCUUCAUCACCACCACCGCCCACACCAUCAACUUCCUUCUCCCCACCCACACCAUCACAUCCCUACUCCCCGCCCACACCAUCAACUUCCUUCUCCCCGCCCACACCAUCACAUCCCUUCUCCCCGCCCUCAAGAACAACUCUGUCACCACCCACAUCAUCAACUGGAACCAGUCAGAAGCAAGAUACGACAAAGGCAGACAAAGAUGUUCAGAGGUUUUUAAUCCAAUUGCUAAGAGAUGUCAGUAUGGCUGCAUAUUGUCCUGAUCCCAAUGUGAUGCAUACAGCUCUAAGACUGGUUGACACUUUUGGUCCUGUGAAAGCUUUCUCAACUCUAUGGGAAAUGUACCCAAGACUACCAUCAGAAAAGCAAAUUUCUUUAUUCCACAUUUUCUUGAGCUUAAGAGUAAAGUAUCCAGGUACUUUAGUAUUUGAUGAAGAAGAACUGUUCUUACCACACAAUGGAUUGCUAUAUUUUCACAAAAAUCAAGAAUGGAUUUUACUUGCCUAUCUGAUUAUUGGCAUCCAAGACUAUCCUGACUCUCUGUUCCAUCAGAUGGCAUGUUUUGAAGACACAUCCGAUCUAACGUUGGUGGAAAUAUUGCAAGAAUAUUCUUUGAAUAUUCCUCCACACAUUGAUUUGUUAAUUGAAAAAAUUUUGGUCAAUGGUGCCCCCUGUGAGUACUUAUGUGCUUACAGGAAAGCACCUGCACUUCAUGUUGCUGCAGAGAUUGCUACUGUUUCAGGACAGUUCCAGACAUUUUCUUAUGUUCUCCAAUGGGCAAGUACUUCAAGGAACCAACUGGAUGCAACAGACAGAAAUAAACAAACAGCUUUUGAAAGGAUUUGUGAUUUGGUUGAUGACCACCCAUCACACAGUAAAAAAGUAUUGACACUACUGCUGAAUGAGGAUUGUCGGUUACCCCACAAUACAUCUGAGAGCUGCCGUAAGAUUCCUGUUGAAUGUGUUGAUGCAGAAUUGUUUCGUCUAAAAGAAAUCCUUGAAAGCACAGCCCUAACAGGGGACUAUGAAUGUGCAGCCGUUCAGUGUCGGAGAGGUGUCGACCUUUUGCUGUGUUGCCAUCAAGUAAAGGACCUGAGCAAAUAUUACCAGGGCUUGUAUGCUAUUCACCUAGAUAAAAAGAAGAAAGUUAAGUUGAGAUCUGCUCAUUAUACGUUUACUUUCCUUAAUUAUCUUGAGAAUACUUUCUGCUAUCUUAAAAGAAUUAAAGAAAUUGAUAAAGAUAUUGAUGCCAUUUUAGAAAAUGUACAUAAAAUGGAAGAAGAUGAGGCGAACAAAUUUCUUCUGGAAAAAUCUAAAUCUUCUAAAUCCUGGCCAAUGCUACAUUUCCUUCUCAGUGGAACAAAACCACGUCUUCAGAAAUUCAAUGCUUCCCACAUGAAUAUUUCAACUUUAUUGGAAUCAAGAACAUCUAAUGAAAUCGAUAAGUCAUCUGCUCUUGAAUUAUUAAUGAAUCUUCUGAGGAAUGGUCUUCUCUCGGGACAUGAUAGUGCCGUGAAAAUUCACAAAAUCCUGCAACUGACAUUAGACAUUGGUUGUCUUGAUGCUUUAGAUUACUGCCUUAACAACAAGAACAUCAACGUGGUGAACGCCAGAAACGAGACUCUGCUGCAUUCCUUGGUACAAACUGAAGUUGAAGAUGUUCAAUUUUACAUAAAAGUUAUGAAACUCUUGCUGAAGAAAGGAAUCAAAAAAUCAAUGAAAGACUCUCAAGGCCGAAAGGCAGAGGAUCUAGUCUCCAUUGUAAGGCUGCCAGGAGCACUUCUCAAAGUGGAAAAUAUCAAUUGCUGCGACAAUCUUGGAAAUGUGAUGGAUGAAGUAAAGAAGCUGAAGUCAACUGGUAACAGACAGCUUUUAGCAUCGUACUGUACUGUUGGCAUGUAUAUGCUGUUAGAAACAGGUGCCCCACAUUCCAAGUCAGCGCAAGUGGUGGAAUUUUGUACAACAAGUGCAAUGGUGGCCUUUGCAUUAGGAUUUGCAGAAACUGCCGUACAUGAUUUGGCUCAUGCAAUAAGCUGGUGUAAUUCAGUGCAGGACGUCCUCUUGGUAUCAGAUGUCUAUUAUAGAAAGGGCAAUUACAAAAUGGCUUUGAAAUAUUGUGAAAAGGCUUACGAAUUUAUUCCUCCUGACUUUAUGUCCAAUGAGAAUUAUAUGAAACCAAUUCUGUAUGAAACCAUAAAAAUAACUGUUGAAGGCUUGCAUAUGACUUCAUUUCCUUGUUAUAAAACUAAACCUGACAUUUAUGAUGUGUGUAAAGGACUUGAAAGCUUCAUUUUACAAUGUUUGCCUCUCUUAUUCAACAUUGGAAAUGAAGCUGUGAAAAGAGGGGAAGAUUUGCUCGGUGCAUUUGCCUUUAAUACUUUUUACACGUAUUGGCCAUAUCAUGCUAAAGAUUUUUUGAAAACAUUUCACCUGAGGCAGCUUGAUACUUCAGUAUUCAAAAUGGAUGUUAUGCAAAAACUCAUUGUACUGUUUGUGAAGCACAAUUUUGACUUGAGAAAACUUGCACUCCAUGAUGGUGAUACCUACUUACACUCAUGUGUAAAACUGUCCUUGUAUUAUGGUUAUUUUGAUUUGCUUGAACUUAUCAUAAACUGCCGAACAAUAAAGAAAAACGAAUUACAUAUAAUCGACAAUAAUAUGAGAACAGCUUUUGAUUUACUUGGAUUUUGUAGAAAUAGUGAAUUCCAUGAGCGAACACAGAAUAUUCUGCUUUUGGCAUUGAUGCAAGUCCCCAGCAAGAAGAAAAUUUCAAUGCAAUUUCCAAAUCCCGUCUAUCUUAAUAUUGGUGAUGGUGUUGUUGUGAGAGAUGGAGGAGGGCAGACAGAAUCAGCAGGAAUAACAGGAAUGGUAUCAGGAACGGCAGCAGCAGUUGGCAAAGGAGGAAUAGCGACAGCAGCAGUUAGCAAAAAAGGAAUAGCAACAGCAGCAGUUAGCAAAAAAGGAAAAGCAACAGCAGCAGUUAGCAAAAAAGGAAUGGCAACAGCAGCAGUUAGCAACAAAAGAAAAGCAACAUCAGCAGUUAGCAAAAAAGGAAUGGCAACAGCAGCAGUUAGCAAAAAAGGAAUGGCAACAGCAGCAGUUAGCAACAAAAGAAAAGCAACAUCAGCAGUUAGCAAAAAAGGAAUAGCAACAGCAGCAGUUGGCAAAGAAGGAAUAGCAACAUCAGCAGUUAGCAACAAAGGAAUAGCGACAGCAGCAGUUAGCAAAAAGGAAUAG